Messenger RNA from Homarus americanus (American lobster), 1806 nucleotides. RefSeq lists its product as uncharacterized. NCBI's taxonomy places the organism in Eukaryota, Metazoa, Arthropoda, Malacostraca, Decapoda, Nephropidae. The record is from RefSeq and is a predicted model, not a curated record.
GAGACCUACAACCACCAAAACAAGUCGUGUAAGUCGAAGAAAAAUUUUUCAUUGUAUGGGGACCUCACCGACCGUCGUGUGACCUUCACUGCCAAUUGGUCCCAACUUGACACGGCGUGUGAAUACGAAUCCUUGGUAUUCGCUCUGGGCUCUUGCUUGCAAAAUUACGAUUUUGGACAUCACACCGAGAGCCUGGUAUAUACUGCACCUCCCAAGCAAGAGGAACGUAUAGAAGAGAUGGUGCUGCCAGAGUGGGUGGUGGCGCUGGUUACUGUGCUCGCCACACUGAUGAUCAUGGUGGCUGCCGUUCAUUUGAUCAAGACCUGGAAACGUGGGCAUGAUGAACGAGGAGCAAUGGUCGUGAACACUGGUGGAAACAGGGAUGACAGUUGGCUGAAGGGCAUAGUUCAGCAGCAACAAAAUGCACCAACAAAACGGAACGUGCUGAUAGUAUACGCUCAGGACGUGAAGCACCAGGUGGCCGCCUUCAUCAGCCUCCUGCAGCAGAAAACCCCCCAUCAGAUCCUAGACCUGUAUGACCCAAUGGACCUGGAUAAGUUAUCGGACGGCACAAUGUGGCUGAUGAGGAAGCUCCUCCAUCCGGCAACUGUCACACUCCUAGUGGCCUCUAAGGAAGCUAGAAGACUACAGCUUCAGCACACCUCCCUCUCGAUGUCUGCUGGCCAGAAUCUCCAUGGCAAGAAACCUCAAUUCACACCAGAAACUAAGAAUCGCAAGAUACAAACAGAAAUCACACCAUCUCAGAAGACAACCUUGAUGAAUCCCACUCGUGAUGAUAAGACCGGAGAUAUGAUCUUCAACCACACCUUUGUCCAGAACACGACCGAGAAAAAUGUUUAUGGUCUAGAAAACAAUUCUCCGACCAUUCACGCUGAAGUGAAGCCCAAGGAAGUUUCAGACAUAGACAGUGAGGAGGAAACAGUUGAAGGACAAGAAAACACAACAAACAGGGAGAACACAAGUCUAGGAUGCAACAACACCAAUAAUUUCUCAGACGGCAAAGAAAAUGGCGGUACACAAGACAACACACAGGCAGUGACUGGUGAAGAGGGGGCCUUCCACUUCCUCUUGGUUGACUUCCUUCACAAACUCGAGUCCUCUUUCUUCUCCCAAGACUACAAACGUCUAUAUCAGAUACAGUUUAAGGAGACCCCGGAGGAGGCGCUGCUCAACCACGUGACUCCUGGGCGUGUGUACCGCCUGCCUGGCCACCUGGACCACCUUCUCCAUGCCCUCGCCUGCCCCCCAGUGGCCGCCGAGAAGGAGUUGACACAACAGACAACAGCUAAAGGUGGCAUCCCGGUAUAAGAACAGCAUUUGAAGAUGUCCCACAAACUGAUCGGAAUUUUCCUGAUUAUUUUCAUUUACUUCAACAUUCUUUGAACGCCAGCAGUACUGCGACAAUAGUGCUGAUUCUCACUGACUGCUUAACCUUUGCACCAGUACUGACCAACAGUGUUUCCCAGAGAACUGACAGUCAACUGGCGAAGAGGAUAAAAUAAAGCUGUAGACAGUGUAGAGUGUAACAGUACAAGGGGAGGGUUGCGAACGUUCGUAAGAUGAAGAAAAAUCGGAUUUUCUGAAGAAAAAAUCCUCAGAAAUCUGGCAACUUUCGAUACAUUACUGCCAAGUAUAAACAAUGUACGAUAAUAUUUUAUACCCUAAAAAUAUCAUUAACCAUUUUGCCGCGUUUCACGCACUUGCUAUUUUAUUCUGGCUACCGUCAGACGAUUUUAUUCAGCUCAGGGUAACGUUCCGCUGGGAAAGGUUAAGUACCCCCCACCC